AUGGACUUUCUAAGAAUAAAAUUACUACAGCUAGGACCGCAAGAACUGGCGAGACAAAACCAAAUCACCAAGCAAAUUCUAGAAGCGUACAUUCAGAAGAAGUUGGGCUUAGCCAAAAGUGCUAAUCUCCGACCACCUUCCGUUUUGGAAAUAUUGCCGGUUAAGAAAAAAGAAGAAAGACUAACGAGGCAGUUGAUAUACCGAGAAGAAGAAAAAGACGAAGCGCCGCCAGAGGUGGAAGAGAUGGAAGACGAAGAAGACGAAGAGACAGAAGAAGAGCCAGCACCAGUGGAAGACGAGAAAUUGCAGAGCGUCGAGAGUGAACAUAUAGAUUCCGUUUAUCCCAAAGGCAUGUAA
Messenger RNA from Parnassius apollo (apollo), 357 nucleotides. NCBI's taxonomy places the organism in Eukaryota, Metazoa, Arthropoda, Insecta, Lepidoptera, Papilionidae. The record is from the annotation of a GenBank genome assembly.